This is a messenger RNA of Ostreococcus tauri, 213 nucleotides long. Its product is annotated as Transposase IS605, OrfB, C-terminal. The coding region runs from base 1 to 213 and encodes 70 amino acids. Lineage: Eukaryota; Viridiplantae; Chlorophyta; Mamiellophyceae; Mamiellales; Bathycoccaceae. The transcript has a single exon. The record is from RefSeq and is a predicted model, not a curated record.
AUGACGGAGCGCGCGAUUGAAUCGGGGACGCCCGUGACGUGCGGUUUUUGCGGGUGGCGACAUGAGCACCUCGGGUUUGAGCGAACGUUUGAAUGUCAUGUCUGCGAUUUGAGCAUUGAUCGUGACGUGAACGGUGCUCGGAAUAACGGUCUCCAAGCGCUCGCGGACGGUGGAUUCGGAAGACCGCCCGAGUACUGGAACACACAUGCGUGA